Messenger RNA from Drosophila suzukii, 1982 nucleotides. The record is from RefSeq and is a predicted model, not a curated record. Lineage: Eukaryota; Metazoa; Arthropoda; Insecta; Diptera; Drosophilidae.
CCUCGCAUCGUCGACGGCGUCAGUCAGCGAGCAGCGGUCCAACGGUGCGUAUGCGUAUUUUGGUGCGCUCCACGGUGCGUAUGCGUGUUAUUUGACCCACAGAAGGGAAAUCGCGGUGCGGCAGUAUCUCGUAAACCAUCGUCGUCGUCGUACGUAUACGUCUUCCUCCUCCUGUUUUGUUGUGAGUCGACUUCUUCGCGCGUUCUUCUUCAUUUUGGCCACCGGUUUUUGUGUUACCAAUCCAUGCAUUUUUUUUUGCUGUUUUUCUUGUUUGUUUUGGGUUCGAUUUACGUACGGUAUGAAAUCGGAAUGAAAUAACCAAGGCAAGACCCUAGUGAAAAAUGUGUAUGAGUGCUAAAUAGUGUGUGCUAUGUCGGUUUUCGGUCACCAUUGAUGAAUGGCCAUGGCCGGUGAAUAUUGAAAGGGGCCGCCACAACACAGAUAAUAGCAGAAACCAAACCGCUUUAGGCCUAAAAUUCACUCACAAGUGUCAUAUUUCGUUUUGCAAAAGCACUGAUUAUAUUUAUUCGUUCAUAAAAAAGCGUUAAUUCGGUUAAGCACUUAAAGCGACCGGCUCCACAUGGACUGGCAGUUGGCCAGCAGAAGCUGGAGCGAUGCUGCGUUGACAGGAGCCACAAUCCUUAUCCACUGGACAAAUUGCACCUGCCUCGUUUGAAACCGCUCCGAUCCGAUCUUCCAAAGUUUCCAGAGUUCCCAGAGUUCCCCACAAUACUUCCUAGGCCAUCAUGUCCAGCAGUCACUCCGGCACAAUUGGCCGUAAACGCGUCGGCAGCGGCAGUGCUGCCAGCAGCGAAUAUUACUACGCUUCCGGCGGACUGGCAGGACUCGCAGGAUUGCCAGGACUGCCCGGAUCCGGAAACGGGGGUGGGGAGCAGCUGCGGCGCCAGCGCUCCGCCGAGUGGCACAGUCACGGCCGACACACUCACGGUCAUGGCCAUGGGCUAAGUCCCGGACUGGGUCACGGCAUGGGUCACGGAAUGGGUCACGGCUACGGGAGCAGCAGCGAGGACGAGUACCAGAACACCGGACCGGCAACGGCCUUCGACACCCAACUGCUCGCCCAGCUGCUGCUGCAGAGUCAGCAAUUGGCAAGCAUGGAGCACUACAACUCGGACUGCGAGCCGGAGUAUCUGAGACAGCGCGACCGGCACCUGGAGGACACGCCCCUGGGCGAUGGCCCGCCCCCCGUGGCGGCCGCCCCCGAGGUGACCUACGCGCAGCCGCACCAGCAGCGCGCCACUAUGGCGGGGUCACCGCUUAAGGUGUCCACCGUCUCGGCGGGCAAGUACCAGUCGAACGCCAAUCUGGGGCUCUUUCCCAACAGCAGCAGCAGCGGCGGCAGCAGCGUCCAAAAUGGAGUGACCACUGCCAACACGCCGCGCAGCACGAAUCCCUUCCUGAACAAUAGCUCCUCGAAGUUUCCCGGCGAGGAUGGCGCCGCCAACGCCCUGGAAAAUAUCCUUAAAUCCUCGGCCUCCUCCUCGACGGCGGCAUCGAGCAAUCGGAGUCAUCGCAACACCAGGAACACCCUGAAUCGCCUCAGUGGAAUGACCAGUUCCAGCAGCGACUCCCAGACCCACCAGCAACUCCAGAUGGCCCAGCAGCAACAGCAGCAGAUUGCUGCGGUGAAGCAACAACACCUGCUGCCGCCGGAGGACAGUGGCGAUGAUGAGUUCGUCCUGGGCCUGGGAUCUUUGGAUGUGGGCCACUGCAGUAGCGGCGGGGAAUCCGAGGAACCGCCGCCGGAACCAGCGCCCCCUGAGAUUCCCCCGCGCACCCAGUCGCUCCUCAUGUCCCUUCGCAAGCACUCCGACUACAAGCUGAAGUACGAGGAGAAGGGCGACCAGAAGCACGAGGAGUUCAUCCCCACCAGCCAGCUGCAGAAGGAUUAUAUUAUCAGCGAUAACCUCCGUUCAGAUCAGCAACUUAAGCCUAUAUCGCCAGGGGACUCAAAUGGGUAA